Penicillium robsamsonii is the source of this 990-nucleotide messenger RNA. RefSeq lists its product as uncharacterized. The transcript has a single exon. Gene Ontology annotation, biological process: biosynthetic process. Gene Ontology annotation, molecular function: acyltransferase activity, transferring groups other than amino-acyl groups. Lineage: Eukaryota; Fungi; Ascomycota; Eurotiomycetes; Eurotiales; Aspergillaceae. The coding region runs from base 1 to 990 and encodes 329 amino acids. The record is from RefSeq and is a predicted model, not a curated record.
AUGUCAGACCCUACACCCCAGCACUAUCAAAUCAACGACUUCACCUUCCAGGAUGGGACCGGUCCGACCUCAAUCCGGCUAGCCUUCCUAGACAUCAACCCGAGUGCGGAGAAAGUGGCCCUUGUUUUAACCUCUUUCCGUGGCCGGCUUCCAUCUACCUUAACCUUUAGCCAUGGCGCGCUCAGGGAACACAGGGUUAUUGCAGUGGCAUUGUUUGGUAAUGGCGAAUCUUCAAGUCCGUCUAAUAAGGUCAACUUUCCCGAAACACUUACAUACGAAGACUGCGUUCGUGCUCAGCACCAGUUGAUAAAUUCGCAUCUCAAUAUCCUAACUAUUGAUGUGGUGGUUGGUUUCUCCAUGGGCGGGCAGUGCUCGUACUACUGGACCCUGAUGUACCCCGACAUGGUCCGGAAUGCUGUCAUCAUCUGCGCCUCGGCUCGUACCAGCCGCCACAACUACCAGUUUCUCGAGGGACCAAAGGCUGCGCUGGAGUAUGCUGCCGACUACCACAAAGGAGAUCGCAACGAACCCUCUUCAAGGCCAUUGGGCGGGCUACGAGCUUUCGGAAAAGCAUACUCAGCCUGGUUGACAAGCCCGGAGUGGUUUGAAAACGAGAUGUACAAGUCAAUGGGAUAUGAAACAUUGAGCGAUUGGGAUAAUGAUGCGACUGGGGUAAACUACCGCAAUUGGCACCCUGAUGACUUGCUAGCCAAGAUAGGCAUGUGGCAGAGAGCCGAUGUCACGCUGGUCUCGGGAGAUACAUCUAUACAAGAAGCGCUGUCACGAAUCAAGGCCCGUGUCCUGGUUAUGCCAUGUUCAACAGACCAGUACUUCCGCUGGGAAGCGUCUGAGAAGGAGUCACUUGCGAUUCCCCGUUCAACGUUCAUGGUCAUACCAUCUGCGUGGGGUCAUUUGGCUGGACUGGGCUGUAACGCAGCAGAUAAAGACUUUAUGGAUCAGGCGAUAACUAAAUUUUUGAGGAAGCAGUGA